This is a messenger RNA of Hordeum vulgare subsp. vulgare (domesticated barley), 711 nucleotides long. RefSeq lists its product as uncharacterized. The coding region runs from base 1 to 378 and encodes 125 amino acids. Lineage: Eukaryota; Viridiplantae; Streptophyta; Magnoliopsida; Poales; Poaceae. The record is from RefSeq and is a predicted model, not a curated record. The transcript has a single exon.
AUGGCGGAGGAGCAGUACUACGGGGGCCCGCGCGGGGCGCCGCACGGGCUGCUGCUGGCGGUGGUGGUGGGGCUGGUGGUGGCCGGCCCGCUCUUCCUGGGUGACGGCGGCGAGGCGGUCACCGACGCCAUCGCCGAGCUGCUCAGCCCCGUCGGCCUGCUCCUCCUCCCCGUGGGCCUCCUCCUGCUCAUCCGCCUCCUCUCCUCCGACCGCGGCGCCGCCGCGCUGGCCGACGUGUUCGCCUUCGGCGGCUCGCCCGACGCCGUGCACCGCGUCGGGGGGUCCCCCGUCGGUGUGGCUCUCAUGCUGCUCCUCAUCCUCGCCCUCCUCUACUACCGCUCCGCGCUCUUCGGCGGCGGCGGAGACGACGACGAGUAGGCGCCUGCCAGUAUGUAGUUUCCGUCUCAUCUCGGGGUUGUUUUGGUAGUUUCCGUUUGAUCUGGGCCUGCGUGCAAAAGUGCAGUGUAAAUUACUCCAUCGGCCCGUGUAGUAACUGCUGCGUUGAUUUGCUCUGCGUCAAGGCUGAAGGUUCUGUGCUGCAUCGGCCCAUGUGCUUGUUCUCUUCCGCCUCUGGUCUCGCCGUCGGUGGUGUCGUGACCUUCUUUUGUUAUUAACUAGUCCGCUAGAACCAGGCAGCAGUAAUAUAAUAUAAAUAAAUACUGUAGAAACUAUUCUUUGUUGAGGCAAAAAUAAGCGAAUCUAUAUUCUAAA